Hydra vulgaris (swiftwater hydra) is the source of this 3246-nucleotide messenger RNA. RefSeq names its product integrin alpha-8. NCBI's taxonomy places the organism in Eukaryota, Metazoa, Cnidaria, Hydrozoa, Anthoathecata, Hydridae. Gene Ontology annotation, biological process: cell-cell adhesion; cell-matrix adhesion; cell adhesion mediated by integrin. Gene Ontology annotation, molecular function: integrin binding. Gene Ontology annotation, cellular component: integrin complex; external side of plasma membrane. The record is from RefSeq and is a predicted model, not a curated record.
GAAUGGUGUUUGGCAUUUGAUUAAAGUUAUACACAUAAGAAUAAGAAAUUUUUGUUUGAAAAUAAUAAACUUGUAUCAUUCAUUCAUUUAGCAACUAUAUGUUCUGAGAGUUAAAUUUUUGUUAAAAAGUAAAUGCAACCAAAGAAACAUGAAAUUCGCAAGUAAAUUUAAAAGUAUUAUCAUGAGACAAAGAUUUUUGUUUAUGUUAUUAAAUAGCGUUGUCAGCUUUAAUUUGGAUACAAAAAACAUUUGGCGGUUUACUAAUGACAAUAAUGCAACAAAUUUUGGAUUUAAAGUGUCACUUUUCCCAAAUGAUAAACCUAAUAUUAUUGUAUCAGCACCUCAUUUCAAUCGUAGUCAUAAGGAAGGUGCAAUAUUUACUUGUAAUCCAAAUGAAAACAAUACUUGUAAUUAUUGGAAUUUGGAUUCAGGCAAUAAAGAAAAUCAACGUGAUCAAAGAAUGGGUUUCUCUAUGUCUGUAAUUAAUGAUUUUUUACUCAUUUGUGCACCUUUAUGGCAUCGAAAAGCAAACAAUGCACGUCUUAUGUAUUUGGGCAGAUGUUCUGUAUUAAACAAAAGCCAUCAAUUUGUCUCCAACUUUUCAGUUUGUGAAACAGAAAAUACUGACUCAAAUGUUUACCAUGGGUACUGUGAGUCAGGUUUUAGUACUGAUGGCAUUGUUUAUAAUAAUAAAUACUUAUUCUAUUUGGGGGCUCCUGGAUCAUAUUUAUCAAAAGGCGUGAUAUUUGCUGAAAUACAAGGAACGAAGUCUAGGUUGAAAACAAGUGAAGAACGUCUUAAAGAUUAUUCAUAUAUGGGCUAUUCAGUUUCUAGUGGAAAUUUUACUGGUAAUGAAUAUGGAGAUGUUGUUGGUGGUGCUCCACGAGCUAAUAAUCUUAAAGGAAUGGUAAUUCUGUACAGUUUGAAAUUUUCUCCAUCCAGAUUAGAACUUUUGAAUAUUUUUGAAAAUCCUGAUGAUCAGGUUGGUGCAUAUUUUGGUGCAACUGUUUGUGCAAUUGAUUUCAAUAAUGAUGGAAAAGAUGAACUGCUUGUUGGUUCACCUUAUUAUUCUACUUUUGCUGAUGAAGGAAGAGUUUACAUUUACACUAACAAUAAAAUUUUUAAAGGUUUGGAUCUUCUAGACGAAUAUUUGAACCCUGAUGUAAGAGCUUAUGCUUUAUUUGGUUCCACAAUUACUAAAAUUGGUGAUCUUAACAAUGAUGGAUACAAUGAUGUUGCUAUUGGAGCACCUGGUGGUGGGCCUGAUGGCAAAGGAGCGGUAUAUAUAUACAAUGGUGGUGUCACUGGUAUUCGAUCUACAUACAGCCAGGUUAUAUACGCAUCUGAUUUUCUCUCCAGUUUUGAAACUGGUUUUGGUUCAUCUAUAUCUAAAGGUGUAGAUGUUGAUGGUAACAAAUAUCCAGAUAUUGCAAUUGGAGCUUACAAUAGUGGCAAAGUUUUUUUUUUCAGAUCUAAACCUGUCAUAACUAUAACUGACAAACUUAUGACUAAUGUUACACAGGUGCCAACAGAUCUGGAAAGCUCUAAUUGCUUGGGACCUAAUCUUGAAAAAUAUUACUGCAUUGAAUUUAAACUUGAUUUAAAAUACAGUGGCAUAAGUGUACCUCAAAAUCUUUUGGUUAGAGUGAACAUGGAAAUUGACAGUCAAAGGUCACUUGACAAGCGUGGAUAUUUUAGAGAUAAUUCAUCUUCUGUAUUUAACAAUAAUUUGAUACAAAAUGUUACUCUGUCAAAAGAUAAAAAUUUAACAAUAUCUUAUACAACAUACAUUGCUAUUUCUGGUAAAAUCGACAUUAUAGAGCCGAUUAUAUUCAACACUAAAUAUGAAGUAUUUGAUAACUCAACAGAUUGCAUAUCUGGAUUCUGUUCAGUAUUUGAUGCAUUUAGCAACAGUGGCAGUAGAACCCAGGUAUCUUAUUUAAUAAAAUGUAAUGAUACAGAAUGUAAGAUAGACCUGUCACUAAAUUCCUCUUUGAUAAUAAAUGGUUCUCCACAACAAAAUGAAAUCAUUUAUGGAGUCACUGAAAUGGUCAACGUACACUCAAAACUUAUUAACUUCGAUGAUACAGCUUACCAGGUCCAAUUAAAAGUGAAAUUCAAUUCAGACUUAGAAUUGAUUGGCAUUGAAAUUAAUGGGAAAUCUAACCUACUUCGGACGAUAUCAAUAAUUGAUGGAUCAACAAUGGAGCUUUUAUUUCUAGUUUCAAAUUCUUUAGUAAAAUUAAAAGAGAUAGAUGUGGUUGUAAAAUUUUCUGUGCAUAAACUAACGCCUUCAUCUUUGGAAUAUAUGUUUGAACUGGAAACAUUUGCAAUUGGUAUAGAACAAAAUACAAAUAACAACAAAGUUUUGUUGAAAGUUCCAACAAAAAUUGAAACAUGCGUCCUUGUGGGUGGAUUUGUUUCACCAAUGACAGCUUUUUUUGAUAAAGAUUUUAAAGCACCAAGAAAUUCAUCAUUGUUUUCAGAUGAUGGUCAAGAAGUUAUGUUCACCUUUGAUAUUGAGAAUUCAGGGUUUCAUUCAAUCAAUGCCAUGGUAACAGAAAUUGAUAUUGUUGUUAAAAAGGAUAAUAUUGCAGUAAUUUAUGUUGAAGAUUUAAGAGUUGAUAGUGUUCAAUGUGACCCAAUUAUAAAUGGAUUAAGUUCAAAUAACACAAAUUUUAGUCCAUUGUAUCAAUUUAAUAGCAACAUAAAUUUAUAUGGAGAAAAAACUCAGGAAAACAAAUUUAUAAAUCACGAAAAACUGGAUUGUCGAAGUGGAACUUGCAAGAUAUAUACAUGUAAUAUAACCAAUUUGGACAGCAAAAAAACUGCCAAAGUUUAUGUUAAAGCCAAGCUUUUUUCUGCUAACUUAGUUCAGCUACAACUUCCGUAUACAAGAGUUUAUACGUCGAUUGAGGUGAAGUUUAAUGGUAUAGAUCGUGAAAGGAAUGUUCAACGUAAAGACUGCAGUUUAUCUUCUAUUGUGACAUUUACUAUACAAGAGCAAACUAAAGGUCAAAAUUCAAUUAAAUGGUGGAUCAUUUUACUUUCAGCUGUUGGAGCAUUAUUAUUGCUUGCAGUUUUUACUUUUGUUCUGCGCAGAGCUGGUUUUUUUGAAAGAAAGCGAAAAAUUAAAGAAAUAUCGGGGCCGAGUCAAGAGAAAAAUAUUAAUGAACGUGCAAACCCUCUCGCACAUGAACAAAAUGUAGUUGAUGGUGAUGAAAAUGAUGAUGACAUUUAGCCUGA